ACCGCGGGAUAAAUCACGGUUGCCCAUUGGUAAUAGUAUCCGAAUCGCUAAUUGUACGAUCGCUCGUAAUUCGUUCGUCAUGGCAUUUACGCAAAUUCUGCUGGUCACCGGACUGCUGGCUGUCCAGCUGCUGGAGGUCUACGGCCAUGGGAUGAUGAUGGACCCCGUGUCCAGGAGCAGCGCUUGGAGGAAAGGGUUCCCCGUUGAGCCGAACUACAACGACAAUAGUCUGUUCUGCGGAGGAUACGACGUUAUGUGGAAUCAAAACGGUGGACGUUGCGGUCUUUGUGGCGACAACUAUGCCAUUCAUCAACCCAGGCCCAAUGAGAACCGCGGCGUUUAUGGAACAGGCGUGAUCGUGGAAAGGUACAACCACGGCGAGACGAUCAACGUGAACGUAAAGUUGACCGCGAACCACAUGGGAAAAUUCACCUUCCACAUGUGCCGCCUUCCGUCGCCGGAGCACCUGGAGUCCGAGGACUGCUUCAACGAGCAUCCUCUUCAGCUGGCUGAUGGCACCUACGAGCAAGAAGUCUCGCAGGGUCAGUACGAGUUCAACGUGCCAGUUCGCCUUCCCGAAGAUGUCACCUGUGAACAAUGCGUGAUCAGGUGGACCUACAUAACCGGCAACAAUUGGGGAGAGUGCAGCGAUGGCACCUCGAAAGUGGGCUGUGGUCCUCAGGAAACCUUCAAGAACUGUGCCGACGUUUCCAUCUCGUAAACAGCUAAAUUCUAACGAAACUAGCAAAAUUCUACAUUAAAUUGAACAUAAAUGAUAAAUUUUGUAUCGAUUGGAAACAAAAGGUAUUCUUCUAAAAUAGUUACAGGCAUUGAUACAUUGCGAAAUUGGCAUUUUUAUAGACUGCUUAUUGCUCGAGCAUAGACAUCGUUUGCUAAAAUAUUAAAUUGUGUAAAAAAAAUAAAGUGCCUUAUUAUUCCUAGAGAAAGGAAAA
Messenger RNA from Megalopta genalis, 953 nucleotides. RefSeq lists its product as uncharacterized. Lineage: Eukaryota; Metazoa; Arthropoda; Insecta; Hymenoptera; Halictidae. The record is from RefSeq and is a predicted model, not a curated record.